AUGUCGUUGCCGACCACCCUCGCCCAACGCAUCGACAGCGAACAACAGGCCCAGCAGUUCGUCCAGCGGCACCCGCUGGCGAUCUUUAUCGCCGACGCCGGCACCGCCUACGGGAUCGUCGACCCGGCCAAGCUUGUCGAGUUCAACCGCCAGCACGGGGUGGCCUCGGAUGAGGUCUCCGAACUUGUCGCCAAGGAGAAGGAGGUGUUGGAACAGUUGCUCAAGUAA
Molecule: messenger RNA, 228 nt
Organism: Diutina rugosa
Lineage: Eukaryota; Fungi; Ascomycota; Pichiomycetes; Serinales; Debaryomycetaceae
Exons: 1
Coding region: 1-228 (75 amino acids)
Source: RefSeq, a predicted model, not a curated record